GUGAAGAGAAUAAUUGUCCGUUACAGCGACAGCAAGGAGUGUGACAGUGGGUUGCGAGUGCGAGCUCCGUCCUUGUUCUUGUAUAUUUAAAAGAAGACGCAAGAAAAAGAGAGGGAAUGAAUGUGUUGUUUGUGAAUGGGUGGCGAUGCAACAUACUCGGCGGCGAAGAUUUCGGUGUGGUGGGACAUGGACAAGUGCCGCGUCCCCAAGGGCCAAAACGCCAACUCCGUGGCAAAGAACAUAACGACAGCGCUGGUGAACAUGAACUACGUGGGCCCCCUCACCAUCUCCGCCUACGGCGACACCACCCGCAUACCCAGGCCCAUCCAGCACGCCCUCUCCAGCACCGGCGUUUCCCUCAACCACGUCCCCUCCACCUCCGCCGACAAGAGGAUCCUCGUCGAUAUGCUGCUCUGGGCCGUAGACAAUCCCGCCCCCGCCAACUACUUGCUCAUUUCCGGCGACAGAGAAUUCUCCAACGCUCUCCACCAACUCAGCAUGCGACGCUACAACAUCCUCCUCGCCCAACCGCCCCACCUCCCCCGCCUCGCCGCCGCCAGACUCCUCUGGCACUGGGCUACCCUCUCCGCCGGCGGCUCCCCUUUCUGCCCCCUCGACUCCAAACCCAAAUACGUUAGAAAAAGCAGCACAGCAUUGCCUCUUCAAAUGCCCAAUCCACCAGCACGGACACAGUCCAUGUCUCUUUUCAAAGCUCCUCACGAAUUCUUUCCUUCUAAAUGUAACCUCCCUGUAAUCCCAACUGCUUCUGAAACUUCUUCCAGGGAAAAUCAACCUACGUCCAAUCCAAUCCCUGAUAUGCCUAGGCUGAAGCUUAAUCUCCAAGAAACCAGGGGUGAUUCUAGAGCUGACUACGACGUGGAGGGUCUUAUUGAUGUUAUUAUGAGAGCCCUAGAGUUUCUCAAGGUUCAAAUGAUUGUACCCUCCGAAGCGAAUAUAACAUGUUGCAUUCGUUAUGGGGAUCCCAGGUAUCAGAUGAUUGAUGUUAGGAAGGCCUUGGAUUUCGCAAUUCAGCAACGUAGGGUAGGGAUACGAGUCCUUGGGGCUUUACAUUUGUAUCAUGGUACAAAUCAUAUGCUCUACAAGUGUGUCAAUCAUACAAGUGGUCAACCUAGUGAUUUCCCACAACCAGUAUGGGAUAGAGUUGAGCAGUUUCUUCGGUCAUCAUCAGGGAGAUCAUUGAUUUUGGUAUCACGUUGCAGAUAUGAAGCCAGUUUGUUUAUAAAGCGAUCGUGCCUUGAGGAGCUUGUAUUAGGGGAUGUGCUUAAAAUUCUGGAGAUGAUAAUCAAUGUCAAGGAAUGGAUUAUACACAGUUGUUGUGGGUGGCAGCCGAUUACCAUUACGCUUGCGGAGAGUAAAGGCGAUGAUGCAGAUAGUAAUUUUGGUGUUCAUGUAUAUCAAAUCUGAUACAAAUGUUGGUUAUUUUACAGUCACAACCCAACAUAAAAGAAUAUAUAUAGUAGCUCACCUGACAUAGAUGAAUCAUGAACGGUGUCAAGACAUAUGUUUUUGUGCAUUACUAUAUGCUUGCUGGAGGGAUUUUUGAUUUCAGAAGACAGAUGAUUUCUGCCUAUAUACGCUGCUGAGUCUGCUAUCUGAUGGUAUGCUUUUCAUCUAUCUGAUAUUUGCUUGACAUGUAUGCUUGCAUGCAAAUAGUCAGUGGUGGGAAAGUGGCAGCCUGUCUUUUUUUUUGGCAAGUAAGAUCAAAAUGAGGUGCUUUUUUGGGAAAAACCCAGACACAGAGACAGCAUAUAUACUUUUACUGAUUGUAAGUAUGCAAUCAGUUAGGCCGAAUUAUACAUUUUUUUGAGACAAGCUUAUAGUUUGUUUAGAACUGAUUUUGAAAGGAUUGAAAAUGAAAAAAAUGAUUUCCUUUUGGGAAUGCUAGUUCAAGAGUUUUGUUUAGAAGCAUGAAAAUUGUUUGAAUGGAUAUAUUGAAAAGAUAGCAAACAAUUUGGUCCUUGAAAGUGGCAUGUCGUUUAA
This is a messenger RNA of Cajanus cajan (pigeon pea), 2001 nucleotides long. RefSeq lists its product as uncharacterized. Gene Ontology annotation, molecular function: RNA nuclease activity. NCBI's taxonomy places the organism in Eukaryota, Viridiplantae, Streptophyta, Magnoliopsida, Fabales, Fabaceae. Gene Ontology annotation, cellular component: peroxisome. The record is from RefSeq and is a predicted model, not a curated record. Gene Ontology annotation, biological process: regulation of gene expression.